AUGAAUAUGGCUGAGACGGGUACAAAAGAAAACCCAGAUAUUGUUAAACCUGGUAGCUGGCAGGAAUUUGUUAUCACAUCAGGAGAAAUCUGUUGUAUUGCCGCUGUCAUUCUCUCUAUGAUCUUCAUAUUGUUUGAUUCGUUGCGGACGAGUUAUCCAGUGAAUAUCGUUGUUAUCAUGCUGUUAGUGAUCCUGUGGACUUUUGGUACAUCUUCAAUCUUUGCACAACUUCCAUGGAAGUAUCUUUUAAUGUUACUUGGUCCAGCAACUGCAGUGCUGCUAAUAGUAAUACUUCUACCUGUUCUAUUGUUACCUAUCAUAUUUUGGACUUUGGCGUCAAUUUUCGCUAUAAUAGCCACUGUACAAUUCUGCCAAUACGUAAUAAAAUGCUCAAUGACGCUUCUAAUGUUCAUACUAUGGUUCGAAACGAUACUGACAUGUAAUACAUUGGCCUUAGCACUCAUAAAGCUUUUAGAAAAAACUGGAAUAAACCCAACUAACUCUUCCCCAUCUGCUAAUUUAAAUUUGUAA
Molecule: messenger RNA, 531 nt
Organism: Trichobilharzia szidati
Lineage: Eukaryota; Metazoa; Platyhelminthes; Trematoda; Strigeidida; Schistosomatidae
Source: the annotation of a GenBank genome assembly